Neopsephotus bourkii (Bourke's parrot) is the source of this 1538-nucleotide messenger RNA. RefSeq names its product BUB3 mitotic checkpoint protein (gene BUB3). The record is from RefSeq and is a predicted model, not a curated record. Gene Ontology annotation, cellular component: kinetochore; mitotic checkpoint complex; bub1-bub3 complex. Bases 220 to 1209 code for a protein of 329 amino acids. Gene Ontology annotation, molecular function: ubiquitin binding. Lineage: Eukaryota; Metazoa; Chordata; Aves; Psittaciformes; Psittacidae. The transcript is spliced from 9 exons. Gene Ontology annotation, biological process: mitotic spindle assembly checkpoint signaling.
GCGCGCGUGCGCAGUGAGCUGCGGCGGCGGUUGUGGGUAGGCCGAAGGCGCGCGGUCCAGGCGGAACGUUGAGCAUCUCCCGCAUCCUGGCGUGGUUCUCCGUAACCGCACUGCGAGAGCCGCCGUGUUUCUGACUCCGUGCUUCCGCGAUCCGAGGCGGCUGCAGUGAGAAAGGUUUUCCUUGACGGUGCGUGGAGCGGUGAGAGGAACCCGUGCAAGAUGAAGACGAUGACAGGAUCAAACGAAUUCAAACUAAAUCAAACUCCAGAUGAUGGUAUUUCAUCAGUGAAGUUUAGUCCAAACACAUCACAGUUCCUGCUUGUUUCAUCCUGGGACACAACUGUCCGGCUCUAUGAUGUUCCUGCCAACACCAUGAGACUCAAAUAUCAGCAUACAGGAGCUGUCCUGGACUGUGCUUUUUAUGAUCCUACCCAUGCCUGGAGUGGAGGAUUAGAUCAGCAACUGAAGAUGCAUGAUUUAAACACGGACCAAGAAAACCUUGUUGGUGCCCAUGAUGCUCCUAUCAGGUGUGUUGAGUAUUGCCCAGAAGUGAAUGUCAUGGUGACUGGAAGCUGGGAUCAGACAGUUAAACUGUGGGAUCCCAGAACUCCUUGUAACGCAGGAACCUUCUCGCAACCAGAAAAGGUCUACACACUUUCUGUGUCUGGAGAUAGGCUAAUCGUGGGCACUGCUGGUCGGAGAGUGCUGGUGUGGGAUUUGAGGAACAUGGGAUAUGUUCAGCAGCGAAGAGAAUCAAGUCUGAAAUACCAGACCCGCUGUAUCAGAGCGUUUCCUAAUAAGCAGGGUUAUGUUUUAAGUUCUAUUGAAGGUCGUGUUGCUGUGGAAUACUUGGAUCCAAGUCCAGAAAUUCAGAAGAAGAAAUAUGCAUUCAAAUGUCACCGUUUGAAGGAAAACAACAUUGAGCAGAUUUAUCCAGUUAAUGCAAUUUCUUUCCAUAAUGUCCACAACACAUUUGCUACAGGAGGCUCCGAUGGAUUUGUAAAUAUUUGGGAUCCCUUUAAUAAAAAGCGUCUGUGUCAGUUCCAUCGCUAUCCCACAAGCAUCGCAUCGCUUGCCUUCAGCAAUGAUGGAACUACCCUUGCAAUAGCUUCUUCAUAUAUGUAUGAAAUGGAUGACAUUGAGCAUCCUGAAGAUGGUAUCUAUAUUCGCCAAGUGACAGAUGCAGAAACAAAACCAAAGUCUACUUAGUGGUCUGCUUAGACUUCUGGUGAUGCUACUUCUCUACAAGAGGUGUGCACCUGCUUCUAACAAGACUAAACUAAAACAAUAGAAGUGAGAAGAGCAGUCUUCAUACUGAUGCUGUUUUUCACUUAGAGAUAUUUGUAUAUUGUAGCAUGUCUUAAUCUGUCAUUACUUUUUUUACAAUGUUGGUGAAGCUGUUUUAUCUGCUGCCUAUGGCCACAUUAGUUCAGUCCUGCUGACAACCUUUAUAAAAACACAUUUUGUUGUUUUUUAUUAUGAAAACUUCCAGUGAUCUCGUAACUGUUCAAUAAAUAUCCAUGGCUUUUUGGAAAACA